Messenger RNA from Ilex paraguariensis (yerba mate), 1903 nucleotides. The record is from the annotation of a GenBank genome assembly. Lineage: Eukaryota; Viridiplantae; Streptophyta; Magnoliopsida; Aquifoliales; Aquifoliaceae.
ACGAGGGAAGGGGUACCAAUCCACGAAAGCGAUCCCAUAAAGCCAACUUCGAGAAUCCAGACAAAGUAUUAAUGCUUCUCAGACUCCGCCUGGGUGCCAUGAACGGUGCCACCGCCAUUCUGUCUUCAUCAUCCCUAACCCUAAAAAACCCUAGGUUACUAGAGUCUUCGCACACAAAGCUGAUCAGUGGAGUUUCCUUCAAGAAUAGUCCCUUUCUUCCCACUCGCUUUGCCGGUGUCUCUAUCCGUUGCUUCGCUUCAGCCACCAUGGCUGUUGAUAAAAUCCGAGUUCAAAACUCCAUCGUCGAAAUGGACGGCGAUGAAAUGGCCAGGAUCAUAUGGAAAAUGAUCAAAGACAAGUUGAUAUUUCCAUAUUUGGAUUUGGAUAUAAAAUAUUAUGAUUUAGGGAUAUUGAAUCGUGAUUCUACUGAUGAUAAAGUUACCGUGGAAAGUGCUGAAGCAACUCUUCAGUACAAUGCUGCUGUAAAAUGUGCUACAAUUACCCCUGAUGAGACCCGAGUCAAGGAAUUUGGGCUGAAGUCUAUGUGGAGGAGUCCUAAUGGCACAAUAAGAAACAUUUUGAAUGGUACCGUUUUCCGUGAACCUAUCAUAUGCAAGAACAUUCCAAGACUCGUUCCUGGUUGGAAGAAACCGAUUUGCAUAGGUAGGCAUGCCUUUGGUGAUCAGUAUCGUGCCACUGAUAUGGUCAUUAAAGGGCCUGGAAAGCUCAAAAUGGUGUUUGUCCCAGAAAAUGAAGAAACCCCUGUGGAGCUUGAAGUUUAUGAUUUUAGAAGCCCCGGCAUUGCACUCGCUAUGUACAAUCUAGAUGAGUCUAUUAGAGCUUUUGCUGAAUCCUCAAUGGCAAUGGCAUAUGGCAAAAAGUGGCCUCUUUACUUGAGCACCAAAAAUACAAUUUUGAAGAAAUAUGAUGGCAGGUUCAAGGAUAUAUUUCAGGAAGUAUAUGAAGAAAAUUGGAAGCGGAAGUUUGAAGAACAGUCAUUGUGGUAUGAGCACCGGUUGAUUGAUGACAUGGUGGCGUAUGCUCUUAAAAGUGAGGGCGGAUAUGUUUGGGCAUGCAAGAACUAUGAUGGAGAUGUCCUAAGUGAUUUACUUGCUCAAGGAUUUGGUUCUCUGGGCCUCAUGACCUCUGUUUUGUUAGCCUCUGAUGGGAAGACAUUCUUAUCUGAGGCAGCUCAUGGAACUGUAACCCGUCAUUUCCGACAGCAUCAAAAGGGACAAGAAACCAGUACAAACAGUAUUGCUUCCAUAUUUGCAUGGACACGAGGACUGGAACACAGGGCCAAACUUGAUAAGAAUGGAAAGUUGUUGGAUUUUGCUCACAAGCUAGAGGCUGCAUGCAUCGAGACAGUGGAGACCGGGAAAAUGACCAAGGAUCUUGCCAUUUUGAUCCAUGGACCCAAGGUUUCAAGGGAGUUCUACCUGAACACAGAAGAGUUCAUUGAUGCCGUCAAACAGAAUUUGGAGUCUAAGCUUCGUGCACCUACAUUACAAAGUAGUCUGUAGUUUUAGGAGAGAGUUAUUAAGGAAAACUUAACAAGGUGGGGAACAUUGCUGGUGGAAUAGGGCCAUGAACGGCAACUAUACAUAUCUGCUUGCUUGUGAAGGGGGAGUAUAUUGCAAGCUGUGCUUGAGAACAUUUUAUGAUCCGAGUUUCUGUUGUCUUGCUGAAAUCUUUGUUUUGAAAGGACAAACUAUAGAUGAUGUUGGCAAGUGGGGUUGAGCAGCAAUUAGAAGUUGAUUUCAAUAGCACCCUUUUCUGCCAUUGUUAGGGUUUUUAGAUAGUGCAUCUUAAUGCAAUUUUUUAUACUUAAGGCAAAUGGUAUGUUACUAUUGCGGUUUAUUUUUUUGCAAAAGUUUAUGUUCACAAUGCAUGUCUUUUUCCG